This is a messenger RNA of Coffea eugenioides, 1858 nucleotides long. Its product is annotated as serine/threonine-protein kinase fray2-like. NCBI's taxonomy places the organism in Eukaryota, Viridiplantae, Streptophyta, Magnoliopsida, Gentianales, Rubiaceae. Gene Ontology annotation, molecular function: protein serine/threonine kinase activator activity. The record is from RefSeq and is a predicted model, not a curated record. The coding region runs from base 1248 to 1676 and encodes 142 amino acids. The transcript has 8 exons.
UCUUCCUCUUCCUCUCCUUUUUCUAUAGAAAAAUCCCCUGGCAAAACCCAAGGCCCGAGCUUCGAUUCUUCUAUUGUUGGCAAAGUUGAAAAGUACCAACCCAUCUUAUAGCUAUCUCCCUCAUCCAAGGCCACUAUGAUUUUUCUAAUUCAAUCCUUUUCUCUGCCUUCGUUGAGAACAAUUAAGAAUUACUCUUUUGUUAAUUAAUUAACAUAUAUAUAAAAGGGGGAAUGCCAUAUCUCAAAAGAGGUGCUUGUGGUGGUGAUGUGGUCAAUGGUUAUUGGCUAGAGAGUGUUAGUCCAAAAUCUGUGCUCCUCACGUGAGUUUACUUUGGAUUCCAUUGUUCCUUCAAAAAAAAAAGUGUCCUAUGACAGAUAUUUACCACUGUUUUCAUCUCACUUUCUCCGUCUCGGUCUCCCUCAGAGCUCAGACGAACACUCUUCCUCUCUUGCUCUCCCUCUCUCUCAAACGAUGACCGAAUCUAUCAUUCAUCUACACGCUUUCUUUCUUCUUUGUUAAUCAACAAAAAGAAGAAAACAAAGAAGGCACUUUGAUGUUUUUGGGUUUAGUUUUUGUUUCUUUCUUUAUUUUCUUGAAUUUGCAGUUACUCACAAUCACAUUUUGCUUCUCAUAGAUUGAGGACAAUGGAUUGAAAGUCCACGAGAAGGACAACUUUUCAGGUUGUGCGAUUUUCUUUAAUUUAUUUUUUCGGUUAAGAUCCUUCCAGUUUGAUUCAAGAUGGGCUCUUGCCUUCGAUGAUGGCUUUGAUCUCUGAUAGGCUGCUUAGACAUCCUAAUACAGAUGUCAGGAUUUCAGUUAUGUCUUGCAUCUGUGAGGUGUUAAGGAUUAGUUCUCCGCAUCAACCUUAUGAGAAUGAAAGAAUGAAGAUAUUUUUCGGUUCACUUUAGCUGCAUUCAAGAAGUUGUCGCUUUUCUCUGGUCGCUGCUAUGCUAAAGCUUUGCACAUUCUUGAAAUCGUUGCGAAGGUCAAAUGCUGCAUCAUCUUGCUGGACAUAGGCUGCGACUCAUUGGUCACUAAAAUCUUCGAAGUCCUUCUAAGUACCAUUAAGUUCAACCACCCACAAGCUGUAUUCUCAUACAUGGAAGAUAUUAUGACUUGGCUUUUAGAUGAGAGUGAUGACAUCCCAUUGGGUCUUUUAAAGCCGAUUCUAGCUAGUGUGCAAAAGGAAAACCAGUGAAGUUGAUGAGGCUAGAUAUUAAUGAUUAUGCCGAUAUAGUUGCUUCAUUAUGCCGAGAAAUGCCAGCUGGGGACAAUGUGGGCUGAUAUCUGCUCAUUUGGAAUCCACCACACUGGAGUUGGCUCAUGGUCAUGCACCAUUCUCGAAAUAUCCCCCAAUGAAGGUUCCUUUGAUGACCAUACAAAAUGCGCCUCCUGGACUUGAUUAUGACCGCGAUAAAAAGUUCCCCAAGUGUUUUAAAGAAAUGGUUGCAAUGUGCUUGGUGAAAGACUUGACAAAGAGGCUAACUGCAGAGAAACUAUUGAAACAUUCCUUUUUCAAGAAUGCAAAGCCUCCAGAGCUUUCUGUGCAAAAAGUCUCUGCUGACUUACCUCCGUUGUGGAAUCAUGUUAAGGCAAAUUUGAGUCUUAAGGAUGCUGCACAACUAGCUUUGAAGAAAAUGCCUUCAGCUAAACAGGAAGCAUUAUCACACGUCUAAGACAUCAGAAGAAUUUAUUGGCUGUUUGAUCUUUUAUUUGUAACUUUCUGAAUGUACAUUAAUUUUGUGCUCAAUCUUAGUUUAGAUAAAUCUUAGUUUAGAUAUUAGUUCGAUUAUUUUUUGUAGGUAUCAUCUGGGACUUUUUCAGCAAAAAAAAUGCAGAUUUAGUACAUUCAUUCUCA